Lineus longissimus is the source of this 1319-nucleotide messenger RNA. Its product is annotated as MAM and LDL-receptor class A domain-containing protein 1-like. The transcript is spliced from 5 exons. The record is from RefSeq and is a predicted model, not a curated record. Gene Ontology annotation, cellular component: membrane. Bases 126 to 542 code for a protein of 138 amino acids. NCBI's taxonomy places the organism in Eukaryota, Metazoa, Nemertea, Pilidiophora, Heteronemertea, Lineidae.
GGGACACUUGCUUGUUUGAUUUCGUAGAAGCUGGAAUCGAGUUUGAAUUUCCAGAAUCCUCAAAAUUUGUGAAGUCAGUGAUUAUCAUUAUCGAUAAUCCUAGCAGAGACAUUUGGAGGUACACGAUGAAUACGUUGGUUCCUCUAUUGCUGGUUGUCCUGGCCCUGUACACACCAACACCAUCUGUGGCGGGAGAGCCAGGAUCAGAACUAUGUGAAUGUCCAAAACCCAAACAACGCAGGCUUUUCACUCUUGCGAUCAAUGCAAAUGAUGCGAAAUGUCUCGAGUUCGAAUACCGCAUCAAACCAUCAGCAGACAGGAUCCUGACAGUGGCCUUGAAGAUAGGUGGCGCCAUCGAAGCGCCACUCUGGUCGGCAGUCGCUGGCAGUGGGAAAGAUUGGAAAAAUGCAACUCUUCCGGUCAGAAAAGGACGCUACAAUAUCGUGUUUGAUGGUGUUAGACAUGCUGAUCGAAAUGGUCUUGUCGCCAUCAGAGACAUAACACUCCAUGACGGCGCCUGUUUCGGAGCCGUUGCCCAAUAGCCGACACCCAGCAUACUUACGUAAGAACGAGGGACACCUGUCAUAACUCGGUUAAAAGUGGUCCCGGUUAUUUGGACCGACGAGAUCACAGCUCUUCAGCGCCUCCUAACUGCAAGCUAAAUAACUAUAAUAGACUCCAAAACAAUCCAAGAGAAAUUGUGAAAAUGAGAACGAUAUAAAAAAUUUCUCAUCAUAUUGGAGCAAACUAAUACAAUGUAUAUCAGUCACAAAUGGCUAAUCUUGCUAGUUAGUGAUGUUUUUUUUGGACUCAUGUACUUGUAUUGAGGUAUAUUGGUUCACAAUGUGAUUCUUAUUUCUGUCACUGAAUUUGUGUUUUCCGUCGAUUUUCUCCUUGAAAUCGAUCACUACAGGUCUUAUUAUCAUUGUUCAUAGCCUAGCUGUAUUUGUAUGCAGUUUUGUCUCUUCAGAUUUAUUUCAUAUAAAUUGCUUGGUUUUUGAGAAAGGGUGAUUUGUGGUCAUUUGUCCGUUUAUUUCGUGGAUAAUUUGGGAAAUGGCUGCUUACUCGAUAACUGCUUUUAAAAUAAAAUAAAAGGUAUUUGAUAUUACUAACUUGCUCUCAUAAGCUUUCAAUAUUUUGGGAACCCUUGGUCCCGUGAUCCUGUCUACAGCAAUAUUUAAUGCAGACUCUUCGAAUUUGCAACGGACCGCUAUAAAGUCUCGGCUUUUGCUGCAUCUGGUAAGAUCUUCGGAAUAUUCAACUUAUAUUGAGCCACGUUUUUCCUUGGCCACCCGAUAUGUAUACAGCAAAUAUGAAAU